AUGAAUAAAAUGGAAGGGAACCCGAUUACGCAAUCAUUAAACUUAUAUUACAACCUUCGCGUAGUUUUGAAACCGCUCAGCCGAUUUCAAUGCCAUAUCGAUGUCAAGCAACUUCAUGGCGGUUUAACUGAUAAUGAUCAGACGGAUCAUCAAAUUGCUUGUCCUUCUAUUGCUGUUAAUCGUCAUCAACAUGGAAAUGAAUUGGAAUACGGCGCAAUCUCAAAAACUUUUCAUAUCGAAUAUCAAAAAGAGAAAAUUGAAUUGCACGAUGGCUUCCAAUUUUCUAUGGACAUAUUAUUACCUAAUGAUAAAUCUAUGGAAUGGAUUAGGACAACAUCAUUUUCAUUACAGCUAUCGCUUUGCUAUUAUGAAAAAGAUGAUAAACCUACCAGCUGGUCUGAUCUGACAUCGAUUGUAUCCUAUAAUUUAAAGCUUCAGUUAUCAUCAUGUGGCCAGCUACACUAUGCGAGACCAAUAGUGUUUGAUUAUUUGCAUUUAUCGGCUGUUGAAAUGGUAAUACAUUCGAUGUUAGUGGGUAUCUAUCAACCAACCAUAACCAAUAAAGUCAUCAAGUACGGUUUAUUUAACAAGCGGUCAACAUCAAUAACAAUAACUGAAGAUUGUAACAAUCAGCAUUUGAAUCUGCAACACGUUUUCUUUCCUUAUAAGACAUCCCAUCCAGCUAGUAAGAAAGAUCUUGACAAAGCAAUUCAUAUAUAUAAAUAUUGGUAUUGUCAUCUCGUAAAAUGUACGAACCAAAUAAACUCCUGGAUACAAGAUUUAUAUAAAACAUUACACAGUAAUCGUCAACAAACUUUAUCUACAUCUACAGAUGUAGGGGAUGAAAAGCAAUCGCAUGGGUUAACUGAUGAGGAAGUCAAACAAAUACAAGCGUUCAACAUUGAAACAAUUUCAGAACAACUUUCCGAUAAUAUCAAGAUAUUAAAUGACAAGUUAUCGCAGCUGUGGACUAGUUUAUUAGAGGUUGUUACUAAUAGCCCUAUCUUACAAUCAAUCCUGUUAGAGAAGCAUCAUAAACAAAGGGUAUGUCGCAUACUUGAAACUCUUUUUACGACUAAAAGUCGUAGGGAUUUGUUAGGCUGUUAUCACGCUAGCAAGGACGAAAGCAAAUCACGCAUUUUGCGUUAUAUUUAUUCCACCAGUUAUCUGAAAACUUUACCAAAUUUACCCGUCCACUGUAGAGAAAAUGAUGGCGAAUAUGACAACAUACCAACAUUGUUUGAAGAUAUUGUAUGUAAUGGCUUUGAAAGAACGAACGCCAGCAACAAUGAGUUAGAAAGCUCUAAUUCAGUUAAUGGUCAUUCCAAUCAUAUAAACGAAUCACAAUCAGCUCCGGAUAGGUAUAAGCAGAAUGGUUCAGCAUCUUCCAGUCAAUCCGAACAUAGCCUUAAUACCGAUAGUUACGCGUUAUGUCAGCCACUAAUUCGUAAGGCUAUUUAUAAUAGUAUGCAACCAAGACCAGGCACUGUUGAUAUUCAUUUAUCGGCAGAAGAGAAAGACAUGAUAUCGGUAUUAGAUAGAAUUGGUAGAACGGAUGGAACUUCUCUCUCACCAACAAAAGCAAGUCAACGUAUCAUAUCUGAGGUGGCUAAUAGCGAUCAAGAUGAUUUCGAUUUACAUCCCGAUAAUCAGUCACCAACUGCGAGCACUGUGUCUACAUCAUCGUCGGCUGUAAAGUUGUCGACUUCUGAUCGUGGCUAUCGGAAUGAUAGCACUAGUAGCAAACCGCAUACACUGAGUAAUACGUCAAUGGAUGACGUUGCAUUGGUUUUCGAUGAUUCGAUAGAUGUCUUUGAUUCCAAUGAAAAAUUAUUGAACGCUACCGAGCCGGAAGUGGGAAGCGUGAACAAGUUUGAAUCAGCCCCUUUCUUCGCUUUUGAUCCUAAUUCGGCUAAUUCUGGGGGGACACACUUAGUUAUUUGUGUUCAUGGCUUAGAAGGACAUAAAACUGACUUAAGGAACUUUAGAAUAUACUUAGAGUGUGCAUUACCGGAUCAUAACUUUGUUUUUCUGAUGUCAUCUGUAAAUGAGGAUAACACCUUCGAUAGCAUGGAGGUUAUGACCGAAAAUCUUAUUGCCGAAAUAUCGAGCUUUAUCAAGAGAGAAUACAUUGAACCUACUCGUAUAAGUUUUAUAGGCCACAGUUUAGGUACACUUCUUGUUCGUUCAGCACUAGGACAUUCACAUAUGGCACAAUACCUGGAUAAAUUGUAUACAUUCGUAUCCUUAUCUGGACCACAUUUGGGCACAUUGUAUCAUCCCAGUACUAUCGUUAAUACAGGAAUGUGGUUUAUGCAAAGAUGGAAGAAAUCGACGUCAUUAUUACAGCUAUCAUUAUCCGACCAUAGCGAUCCAAGGAAAACAUUCUUAUAUCAGUUAAACAAAUCUGCAGGACUGACUCACUUCAAGAAUAUACUAUUGGUUAGUUCGGAGCAAGAUCGUUAUGUUUCUUAUCAUUCUGCUCGUAUUGAGCAUUGUAAGCUGUCAAUAAAAGAUAACUCAGAUCAAGGUGCUGUAUAUACUGAGAUGCUGGAAAGCUUACUGGAACCCUUAAAGAAAUCAAAUACGAAUGUUAUCCGCUAUAAUAUCUUUCAUAAUUGUGAGAGUUCAUUAAAUAGUUUCAUAGGAAGAGCUGCUCAUAUCGCUAUGUUAGACUCAGAAUUAUUUACGGAAAGAUUUUUGUUCGGUUAUGCCUUGAAGUAUUUUCGUUAG
Trichoplax adhaerens is the source of this 2733-nucleotide messenger RNA. RefSeq lists its product as uncharacterized. The record is from RefSeq and is a predicted model, not a curated record. The transcript is spliced from 22 exons. Lineage: Eukaryota; Metazoa; Placozoa; Uniplacotomia; Trichoplacea; Trichoplacidae. Bases 1 to 2733 code for a protein of 910 amino acids.